AUGGGGCCAAUGAAAUACAAGUCAAGCGUGUCCUCAGUGUCCUGUGGUCUGCAGUAUCACCGUUCAUUGAUAAAGUGGAGUCCAAAAAUGAAUUUACACAUAGUGCGGACUUACUGCUCAUCAGCACCGAAGAGGCCUGAAGCCAAGUCUGCGAUAGAAGUGGCCACGGGUCUUCUUAAUCGGCUGACAGAAGCUGGUACCGUUAUGGGAAAAAACUCCCUGCAAAAAAUGUCUGCAAUGUGCAAGAGUUGGUGGGAUAGAUAUGAAGAGUUUGUUGGAAUUAAUGAAGUUCGAGAGGCUCAGGGAAAAGUGACAGAGGCUGAAAAUGUCUUUAUGAUAGCUCGGGGGAUAGUACGAGAGGCUCGUGAAAAUGUAGAAGCCCAGCAGAUCAAACUGAAGGAAAUUCGGGACCGCUUAGACAGGGUCUCUCGGGAUGACACCCAGUAUUUGGAACUGGCUACUCUGGAACACAGGUUGCUGCAGGAAGAAAAGAGGUACCGAGCUGCGUAUUUAAAUGCAGAAGAAUCUGAGAGAGAAAAAUUCUCUCUUUUCUCUGCAGCUGUAAGGGAAAGUCAUGAGAAAGAGCGAACAAGAGCUGAAAAAACGAAGAACUGGUCUAUUAUUGGUUCUGUACUGGGAGCCAUUAUAGGGGUUCUUGGUUCCACCUAUGUUAAUCGAGUAAGGCUGCAAGAAUUGAAAGUCUUGGUGCUUGAAGCACAGAAGGGCCCAAUAAACUUGCAAGAAGCCAUCAAAGAGCAGGCCUCCAGCUAUUACUUACAGCAGAAGGAUCUCAGUGACGUCAUAGCAGACCUGAAAAAUGUGCUGCAAACAAGGACAUCACAGGAAGCAAAAGAAGGCACUUUGUUAAUGAAAGAAAACAGGAAUGACUCCAUAAAAAUAGAUUCUCUUUUAAUUCCUUUAAAUGAACAGCUAAAUUACACUAAACAAGUCAGUUCGUGUCUAGGGAGUUUACAACAGCAGUUGAACAGUUUGCAGGAAGGUGUAGCGGGUAAGGGCCAGGCUUCUGCCGUGAGAGACGUGAUUUUAGAAUUGUGUGAUACCGAGCAGAGACUGGAAACACAAAUCAAGAGAAGUUCUGUUUACAGCACUGCGGUGACAUGCGCUGUGUUUGCUAUUACGCUGCCAGUACUUUACGUUAUACUUAAAGGGAACUGAUCUCUAAUUAAUUGCCACGAUUUACUAGAUUAAUAAAAAU
Opisthocomus hoazin is the source of this 1216-nucleotide messenger RNA. Lineage: Eukaryota; Metazoa; Chordata; Aves; Opisthocomiformes; Opisthocomidae. The record is from RefSeq and is a predicted model, not a curated record.